Messenger RNA from Arachis stenosperma, 1168 nucleotides. RefSeq lists its product as uncharacterized. NCBI's taxonomy places the organism in Eukaryota, Viridiplantae, Streptophyta, Magnoliopsida, Fabales, Fabaceae. The transcript has 5 exons. Bases 445 to 969 code for a protein of 174 amino acids. The record is from RefSeq and is a predicted model, not a curated record.
AUGAUUUGUCAUAAAGGCAACCUCAUUAGCUAGCAAGCUAGGUGCUGCCAAUUCUCCUACUCUAUCUUGUUUUCUAAGUCUCUACUCUUUCUGUCCACUCCUCAACCAAAACUUCUUCUCCAAGCACCUUUCUAUCUUAAAGAAAACAACACCUUAUGUAUUAUAAUUACAAUAUUCCUUUCGAAAACUUUCAAACAAAUUCACCUAUAUUUAUACUGUAUUUCCAACUAAACAAAAACAAUAAGCAAUUGCCAUAUUUAUGUCAACCAUAGGAUCUGAUUAGCUGGACUAAGGCAUGGUGGCAGUAAAAUAAGCAUAGCCUUAAAAGCAAGUGUUGCUUAUAAGCACACAUAAGGCAAAGAGAAAGAGAGUUAUUAUUCCAAAGAAAAGAGAAAGAAGAAAGAAGAGGGAAAGGAGUGAGUGCUGUGGCUUUGUGGUGCAGCAAUGGCAUCAACACCAAAACAGUCUUAUGAACAGCAGCCACUGAAUGCGCAGCAGCGAGCUAGGAACUCGGGGAUGAUCAACUCUAGCCAGAGUCCAACAGGGGAUGACAGGGAAGAGGAGAUGUCGAGAUCAGCCUUGGCAAUGUUUCGAGCCAAGGAAGAAGAGAUUGAAAGGAAGAAAAUGGAGGUGAGGGAUAAGGUUCAUACUUAUCUGGGAAAAGUUGAAGAAGAAACAAAGCGCUUGGCUGAGAUUAGAGAAGAGCUUGAAUCUCUCACAGAUCCAUUGAGGAAAGAUGUUGCAGUAAUUCGCAAAAGGAUAGACAUUAUUAACAAAGAAUUAAAGCCACUGGGUCAGACCUGCCAAAAAAAGGAGAGAGAAUACAAGGAUGCCCUUGAAGCUUUCAAUGAGAAAAACAGAGAAAAGACUCAACUAGUUACAAAAUUGAUGGAGCUGGUGACCGAAAGUGAGAAGUUGAGGAUGAAGAAGCUUGAAGAGCUAAGCAAAAACGUAGAUAGCCUCCAUUGAGAUGCUAAUGAAUAUAACCUUUUUGUAUUUACUUCAGUGUGCUUUUGACUAGAAUCAUUAUUUUUACUCCUUCAAUGUGCCAUAUUUUGUGAUUUCGUUUGUUAUUUUGCUGACAAAAAAUUAGGAAAUAUUGUCCAUGAAAAUGUGUGAAAUUAGACUCUUGAAUUCUGAAUUGCUGCAAAAAGUUCUUGUCGUUUUA